UAUGCUCGUUCUUUCGAGGAACUAUUCGAUUUGGCCAACUCUGAUUCAACUUCUACGUCGAGAUUUAAAUUCUCCAUUACAGUUUUUGAGCUCUACAAUGAACAGAUAAGGGAUUUACUCCCAGAAUCAGGAGAUGCUCUACCAAAGAUUCGCAUGGGAUCACCGGAGUCCUUUGUAGAACUUGUGCAGGAAAAAGUUGAUAACCCACUGGACUUCUCUAAAGUAUUAAAAGAUGCAUUUCAGAGCCGAGGAAAUGAUCCAUCAAAGUUCAACGUUUCUCAUUUGAUCAUCACGAUACAUAUAUAUUAUAACAAUUUGAUCACUGGAGAAAACACAUACAGCAAGCUUUCUCUAGUUGACUUGGCUGGAAGUGAAGGUUUAAUUGCUGAAGAUGACAGCAGUGAGCGUGUGACAGACUUGCUGCAUGUGAUGAAAUCACUUUCAGCGUAUGUUUGGAUGACUUAUCUCAUUUUUCUGAUAUUGAAAAGUUUUGGUUUCUAGCCUUUCAGGUUGCCUAUAAUUUUAAGGAUGGUUCACAUUGGUCUUAAACUUUUGAACAAUAUACGGUUUUCAUUUUGCAUGAUCUUGA
Messenger RNA from Prunus avium (sweet cherry), 589 nucleotides. The record is from RefSeq and is a predicted model, not a curated record. NCBI's taxonomy places the organism in Eukaryota, Viridiplantae, Streptophyta, Magnoliopsida, Rosales, Rosaceae.